Messenger RNA from Lepus europaeus (European hare), 7637 nucleotides. RefSeq names its product deoxyribonuclease 1 (gene DNASE1). The record is from RefSeq and is a predicted model, not a curated record. Gene Ontology annotation, cellular component: nucleus. Gene Ontology annotation, biological process: DNA catabolic process. Gene Ontology annotation, molecular function: DNA nuclease activity. The coding region runs from base 6750 to 7595 and encodes 281 amino acids. The transcript has 10 exons. Lineage: Eukaryota; Metazoa; Chordata; Mammalia; Lagomorpha; Leporidae.
CCUGCUCUUGGUCCCGGGCGCGGACAGCUCCGGCGGGCUGCAGCCAGUACCCGGGGGCUGGGGACACCAGGCUGGGAGUUUGGGCCUGCGGAAGCCAGAGAUGCCAGUUCCCGUCUGACAGCUCGUGAAGCUGCUUGGGCCAGAGAAGCAGGAAUGACCGGAAGGCAGUGUGGCUGUGGCAGUCUCCUGGGGCUGGGAGCUCAGGGCUGUGCGAAGGAGGAAGCCCCUAGGAAACCCGAGAGGCCCCUGUGGGGGAGCCCCCGGCGCACUGGUCUUUACAGCCUGCUGCUGCCCACACGAGGCCAGCCUUGCCUCAGCACCCGGCCCACCCUGCUGUCCUGCCUGAGGCUCAGUGAGGAGCGGGAGGCGUGGACGGGGGGGCGUGGAGAUGGGGCUUCUUUCCGACGUGGACUUGAAGGAAGCUGUGGGGUGUAGUGAAGAGGUGAGAUGGAGAACUGGAGUUCAUGAAAACAGCGUGUGACAGAUGUGAGCCCCAGCAGGGCGACUCCCCAGCACACGGUCCCCUGCAGGCAGGGUUAGUGAGUGGGGAGCAAGCUCACCUGGGCGCGCCACAGCCACCACGACCACCACGCUCACGCUGCCAGCCUCAGGUGGGGAGACGCCCCCAGGAAGGCCGCCUGUGCUCAGGAGGGGCUGAGCCUUUGGGAUGGGAAGAGCUGACGUGUGAGCCUCUCUGCGCCCAGGGAGGGGGUCCCGUGGCGAGACCCUGAAGGGCCUUGGCCUGCGCUGGGAACAGAAGCUCACGUGUGCACUUGGCCCUGGGCCGCAGAUGCACUGACCUCCCGCACAUGCAGUUUCAAAAAUGGCUUUUUAAACUUCAUUUACAGCUCCCCCAAAGGCAGAAACGGGCGGCCUAGGGCAGGGGAGGGCUAGUCACGGGGGCUGGCCGGCUGGCUGCCUGCACCGGGCGUGGAGGCCACUGUUCUGUGCAUGGCUGGCUCUGGUGAGUCUGCAGAGGUUAGAUGCAUGUGGUCCUGGGAAAUUUUCCAUCCUGGGUUAAUGCCUUCUUUAUGACAAACAAGAAAAUGCACACAGGCUGGGAGCGAGGCUGGGUCUCGGGCCAAGGGCAACACGUGAGCCGAGUGAAGGCUGUCACCUGUUCGGUCGCUGAGUGCAGGGUGAACGCAGUGUCAGGGCAGAGCUCUGGGCCUGGCCCUGGCUCAGCCGGGUGAGCCCGCGUCCUCGGGAGCUGCGCCGUGGCCCGGACAGCGGCUGUGGCGGGAACGCUUCUUGGAGACGUGCGCUCAGCGCCCGGGGUCGUGGCCGCCAGGCUCCUCCCAGGACACAGUUUUCUCUGGCAGCGUCCCUGGAGAGUGGGCCUUCUCUGGCUUGGCCAGCGCCCAGCGGUGGGGCAGCUCAGGGAGGUGCAGGGGCAGCGAGGCUGCGCACUGCUGUAGCAUCCUAGUUGUUUUGGGGACAAAGAGGACGAGGCCCCUGCUUCGUGGAGCUUGUGUUUUGGUUGAGAAGCCGGAAAGGAGCAAAUAGAUGCAAACAAACAUGGACGUGGGUCACGAGCAGCCUGGGGCUGUGCUGGAGCUGGGGGUCGGGGCGGCUUCUGUGCAGUGAAGAUGUUCGGGCUGAGACGGGAGUGGCAGGUGGGCCCCGAGAGCCUUCCUGGCAGAGUGGGGGUGGCAGCUGCAUCCCACGGGGCAGGCCAUGCGCUGAGAGCGCUGACGUCUGGACACGGUGAUGAGGUGUCCUGGGAGCGUGUGGGAUGCAGGGACAGGAGUGACAGGCCUGCACGCAGAUGCCUGUGGGUGGGCUCAGGGACCAUGGCUACAGGUGUUUGAGCAUCUGGAUGGUGUGCUGGGGCCCCGGCAAUGGGCAGGGAGGGCCAGGGGUGCAAUCGGGCCCAUUGUGGCAAGUUACAGUGCCCAUCAGAUGACCGAGGGGAGGCCCCCUGCCUGAGAGGGGCUCUGUCAGCAGGCGUUGGCAACAGCUCCCCCGGGAAGGCCACAGGGCCCUCUGUGCGCCAGCCUGCUAGCCCUCUCCCUCCCCCGUGUGCACUCUGCCGCUGUGUCUCGCCCUGAGACCACUGCCCUUCCGCCUGCUCCCCACCUUCUGAGCUCACUCAGUGCCUCUCCACCACCAGAGGAGCCUUCGGAGAUGCAACCCUGCGUGUCCAAGGUUUUCUUUUUUUCUUCAGUCUUCAUUCUUUUGGGAAAAUGUUUAUUUCAAAGAGCAAUAGAGAGUUGGGGAGAGAGACAGAAAGAUCUUAUAUUUGCUGGUUUACUUCCAAAGUGGCUACCGUGGCUGGGGCUGGGCCAGGCCAAAGCUGGGAGCCAAGAACUCCAUCUGGGUCUCCCGUGCAGGGGCCCAGGUACUUGGCCCGUCUUCCCCUGCCUUCCCAGGUGCGCGAGCACGGAGCUGGGCCGGAAGCCGAGGAACGAGGACUCAAACCAGGGCUGCAGUGUGGGAUGCUGCUACCUCAGGCGGUGGGUUUACCCGCUGCAGCACAACCUCGGCCCCACGUUUGCUCACAUGAACUUGUUACAUUACUCUGGGACAUUGCAGCACAUCUAGUGGUGUGUCUUACGAAGUUAAAAAGAAAAGUUAAUCCCUGAGACUUGGAGCGUAUUCAGAAGGGGAGAGUGACAUCACGGACCUUCAUGCACCUGCCAGCGUUCUGAAGUGAAUCCCUGGCGCCGUAGCAUUUAACCUUUACUGUUUCCUUUUCUUCAUUUUAUUAAUUUUUCCACUUUAACUUUUUUUUUUUUUUUUUGACAGGCAGAGUGGAUAGUGAGAGAGAGAGAGAGAGAGAGAAAGGUCUUCCUUUUGCUGUUGGUUCACCCUCCAAUGGCCGCUGCGGCCAGCGCAUUGUGCUAAUCCGAAGCCAGGAGCCAGGUGCUUCUCCUGGUCUCCCAUGCGGGUGCAGGGCCCAAGCACUUGGGCCAUCCUCCACUGCCUUUCCGGGCCAUAGCAGAGAGCUGGCCUGGAAGAGGGGCAAUCGGGAUAGAAUCCAGUGCCCCAACUGGGACUAGAACCCGGUGUGCCGGUGCCGCAAGGCAGAGGAUUAGCCUGUUAAGCCACGGCGCCAGCCCCACUUUAACUUUUUAAAAAUGUAUUUAUUUGAGAGGCAGAGUUACAGAUAGGGAGAAACAGAGAGGUCUUCCAUCCACUGGUUCACCGCCCCAAAUGGCCACAAUGGCUGCAGCUGAGCUGAUCCAAAGCCAGGAGAGCCAGGAGCUUCUUCCGGGUCUCCCACGGGGGCUUGCAGGGGCCCAAGGACUUAAGUCAUCUUCCACUUCCACUUCCCAGGCCAUAAGCAGAGAGCUGUAGUAGAAGAGGAGCAGCCAGGACGGAAACCGGUGCCCUUGUGGGGUGCCAGCACCGCAGGUGGAGGCUUAACCUACCACGCCACAGGGUGGCUCCUAAUUUUAAUUUUUAUAUAAAAGAUAUGUAGAGAUCUUUAUUCCCUGAAGCCAGGAGCCCAGAACUCCAUCUGGGUGUCCUGUGUGGGUGACAGGGACCCAAGUACUUGGGCCAUCACCUGCAAGGUGCCGUCCUGGACACGGAGUAGCCGGGAUUUGAGUCUGGGCACCUCGGUUUGGGGUGUGGGGGUUCUGACUGCUGCACCUGCCCUUAAAUGUCUCAUCCAGACCGACUCAGAGUGCAUGGUCACGGGGCCGUUGCCGACCGUGAAAGCGUGACAUUGCAUCAGCUCCGGUCGGCAUCCUGACUUCCCUCUCAGAUGACUUGUUUGUUCAACAAGAGCUGCUCAGGUGUCAACGGGCGCUUGUUCACAGAGUUCACGGGAGUGCCACACAUUGACUGACCGACCUGUUUCAGGUGUUUAACCUGUGGCACCCUCCUCCGUUCCUUGACCUUGGCAUUUAUGGCGGGGCUGGCCGCUGCGCUGGCCGCCUCCCCGGAGGCUGGGUGGUGCUGCGGACAGGAGCCCCCGUCCUGUUUGCGCUCCGUGUUUUGGCCUGCACGUGCAAUCAGAUUCAGGGUUGCUUUGCUGGGGGCUCUUGCCUGGUGCUGCCUGUACCAGGACCAGGAGGCACUGACUGGUGUCCCUGGCCCUUGGCGCUCAGUGCCUAGAUUAGGGACCGCACGUAGUGCGUUUCAAACCCGUGUUGCUUCCUCAGGUGGCAGCUGGCUACUGCUGUCUAAAGAGAACACUGUGGAACUGCUGAUUGCCGGCAGUGCUGUGUGGCCGUGUGAACUCACGCAUCUACACGCAAGUGGUGUGUAAUGUGCUGCAAGUAUUCUUUGCAGAUCCGUGUGUAGAACUGAGAUUUUCUUCAUAGGAGGUUGUCGGAGUUGUGACGAAGGCCAGAGAAGAGAGACUCUUCAGUAAGUGGGCUGAGUUGCCACCCGGGUGCGCCCAGUCUCCUAGUUAUGGUUCAGAACCCUCAACAGUGGGUGUAUGUGGACGGACAUGCCCGUGUCCUGGCGACAGGGCACUCGACUUCAUUUGUGCGUUGCCGUGCUUGCGGGCUGGGGGAUCUGCUUGGACUGCGCACGCACGUUGCCUCAUUGUUUGCUCCCCAUGGAUUUGGCCUGGUGCUCACUGUUCCUGCGCCUGGGUACACACAGAGCCCCCGGGCUUUGCAGAAGGACCUGAUGUUGGGACGAGAACUGCCCUGAGCUGGGUGUGCAAAGGUGGUGUGUGUCCCUGCAUCCCUCAGAGUUAAAAAGCACCUGGUGCCCCACUUUGAGCUCACUGGGGUGCUGCUGUGUGGUCCAUGCCCGACCCGUUUUCCCUGUCCUGGCCAUGUGUGUGCAUACCCAGUUGCCACCUCCCCGCGUGUGGGGCAGGCACGCAGCUCUCCCUGCCAAGGCGGGCUCUGCGUGGCCUUCACCACCCCUGAGCUGUCUGUUGUUUUCUUCACCCUUUUCAUGGCUUGGGUGUCAGUGAGCCGUUGUGUGCGCUUCUCCCUUCCUGUGUCUGUGACAGGUUUAAUUGAAAAGGAAGCCCCAGUUCCUCGGGGCCGAGGUAAACAGCCUGCCCUGACCCUAGAAGGGGUCAGCUUCCUGUGUGGCCACGGGCUAGUGGUGCCCGUUUCCCUGUCGGUGUGACCUUGAGGAGCGCUGAGCUUCCUCCUCCUCCCCGAUGCCAGGUCCUGUGUCUGGGCCUGGGCCCCAGCAUGGCAGCGUCCCCUGUGCUCACUGCCGGGCCUGGGCUCGGCUGUGGCUCACCGAGGCCGUGAGGCCACAGGCAGAGGGGCCAGUGCGGUUCUCCCCGCGAGCUUCCACCUCGCCAGUGUCGAAAAAGCCCUGAACAAGGCCUGCUGACCAGAGCUGCCCUUGCUGGCCUGGCGGGCGUCUGGGGGAAUGGGAGCAGUAUGGGGGUAGGCCUGUGAGACGGUAACUGGUCCCAGGGUGGAGGGACCAUGUCAGACAUGAGACAGCUGCUUUGCUUCACUCGAUCCCAGGAGGAAGGCAGGGGAGGCCUUGGUCUUGGCCCACUAGGAAGACUGAAGACAUGGGUGAAGGCACCGUGGGAAACCUGGACAGGCCCCUGGGCUACCCACCCAGUGGGACCAGGGAGGCCGAGUCCCAACUUGGCAGCUGGUGUGGAGGCAGGAGACCAAGGACUGCCCAGGGACUCCCAGCGGCCCACCAGAGACCCUCAGGGGCCGGACUGACACGAGCCGUGUGGUGCAGCUGGUUUUGAUCCCACGGGGGGCGGUGCUGCCCUGCAGGGGCGGUGCUGCCCUGCAGGGCUGCUCCUGCUCCUACGCCGGGACAGAACGCCCAAGUCGGAGGCAGACACCCCCGCGUCGAAUACGCCUUUGCCUGGUGUCCGCGGACUGGAGUUUGCGGAGGCUGUCCCAGCCUUGGGCACGGCCAGCAGGGGAGCGUCGGCAAUCAGAACUCCCUCCAAGGCCUGUGUGGGGGCUCCUGGCAGCCUGAGGAGCAGGCCGGUGAGUCUACCACGUGGACCCCUCAGGACAAGUGAGUAGGCCUGCGCCAGUGCCCAUGGCCAGAGCUGUCUGUCAGCAGCUUCUUAUAUAACAGGACUCUGCCGGUCUCCUUGGAGCUGGCUCACUCCCUACUGUUUUUCUUCUCCACCAUGGCUGCUUCCUGGCCAGCUGGGUGGUGGCCCUCGUCCUCUGACCUUGGCCCUCUGCUGACUGCUGCCACCCCCCCACCCCACGUACUCUGAAAGUCUCAAAUCCCAGUGUUGCCAGUGUCUUGUGCUAGGCUUCCUUGCCAAGGAGGGACCGGGCCUGGCCCUGGCAGUGCCCCCAUGGAUGGGUGGUGGGCUGAGGGAUGGCACCCCAGAGGCGGCCCUGUCCCCUCUGGAACCUCGGGUUAGCCUGCAUGCAGAUGUGGUUAAAAUAGGAAUGGCAAGAGGGGGCGCAACCUGGGCCAUCAGGAGGGUCCUGACUCAGGCGCGUUAGUCAGAGGGAGAGCGGACACUGACGAGGCCGUGGACACAGGUGGGAGUGAGGUGGCCAUAGCCAGGGAGCAUCAGAGACCAGGGAGCCCUGAAGAAUUGUCCCCUGGCCUUGCUGACACCUGAGGCAUAGCUUCCGGCCUCCAGGACUGAGCUGUGGUUUGCAGCCACGGAUUUGUAUUUGUUACAGCAGCCACAGAAAAGGGAUACAAAGGCCAAAGUUUCCAACAAGGACAGACCCGCACUCUGCUCUGUCCUUGAGCCCUCAUGACAGGGGCCUCCUGGACCUCAGCCGCCAGUCCUCCCAGCAGCAAAAGGAGAAAAAUUAACAUCAGAAUAUUCCAGAACUGGAGAAUUACUGCACUCUCAUUGUCUUGGCAUGAAGAACGCGAUGCUGACGGCGCUGCUGACCCUGGCCGGCCUGCUGCAGCUGGCCGGGUCUCUGAAGAUUGCAGCCUUCAACAUCCGGUCUUUUGGGGAGACCAAGAUGUCCAAUGCCACCCUCACCAGCUACAUCGUGCGGAUCCUGCAGCGCUACGACAUCGCCCUCGUCCAGGAGGUCAGAGACAGCCACCUGACGGCCGUGGGGAAACUGCUGGACAAGCUCAACGAGAAGGCACCGGACACCUACCGCUUUGUGGCCAGCGAGCCCCUGGGGCGCAGCACCUACAAGGAGCGGUACCUCUUCGUAUACAGGCCUGACCAGGUGUCUGUCCUGGACAGCUAUUACUACGAUGACGGCUGUGAGCCCUGUGGGACUGACACCUUCAGCCGAGAGCCAGCCAUUGUCAAGUUCUCCUCCCCGUUCACGAAGGUCCGGGAGUUCGCCAUCGUGCCCCUGCACGCAGCCCCCGAGGACGCAGUGGCGGAGAUCGAUGCUCUCUAUGACGUCUCCCUGGAUGUCCGGAAGAAGUGGGGCCUACAGGAUGUCAUGCUCAUGGGGGAUUUCAACGCGGACUGCAGCUACGUCACCUCCACCCAGUGGUCGUCCAUCCGCCUGCGCACGGACCCUGCCUUCAAGUGGCUGAUUCCUGACACUGCGGACACCACGGCCACCUCCACCAACUGUGCCUACGACAGAAUCGUGGUGGCCGGACCUCUGCUGCAGGACGCUGUUGUCCCCAACUCGGCCGCUCCUUUCAACUUCCAAGCUGCGUAUGGACUGAGCAACCAACUGGCCCAGGCCAUCAGCGACCACUACCCUGUGGAGGUGACGCUCGCCUGAGGCGGCGGCUCCCAGACCCCGCCCCCAGCAUCCCUGCCUCCC